AUCCUGCUUAGGCAGCCAUAUGAAUUCCUUGAAAAAAUGUAUCAAAAUUAUCCAGAUAAUCAAGCGCUUAUAAAAUCUGUUCAGAUAUAAACAAAACCAAUGCUGGGGAUUGCUGUACAACUUCUUGCCGUGGGCAUGCUGUGGGGCAUCACCAAUCCGUUCAUCCGCCUUGGUAGUCAGGGAAUCGAGACGCUUCAGGACACGGGCUCCAAGUGGAGGAACUUCAUCCAGGAAGCCCGAACAAUCGGCAACCGCUGGCGCUACUGGCUACCCUUUGGACUCAACCAGUGCGGCAGUGCUUUGUAUGUGUGGACUCUUCAGAGUGCCAGCAUUACGGUGGCGGUUCCGGUGGCCAAUUCCCUAAGUUUCGCAUUCACAGCCAUAACCGGUUUUGCCCUGGGCGAAAAACUUCCUGGAAAGAAGGUUAUUUUAGGCACACUUCUCAUCUGUUGCGGCAGCAUACUGAUGAUCUAUGACAAGAUCCUGCAAGAGCAGUCGCAAGACCGACUAAAUAUAACAUUCCGAUGAUCUUACCCUAAA
Molecule: messenger RNA, 540 nt
Organism: Drosophila ficusphila
Lineage: Eukaryota; Metazoa; Arthropoda; Insecta; Diptera; Drosophilidae
Product: transmembrane protein 234 homolog
Exons: 4
Coding region: 100-528 (142 amino acids)
Source: RefSeq, a predicted model, not a curated record